GUUUAAUUGAUAGACUAUGUGCCCUUGUUCCAAAUGCGCAGUUUGCGUAGGGAUGCAUGGGGGUGAGUCGGCGGAUCAGCGGUGGAGGGAGGCUCAAAAUGUUGUAGGAUUUUUUUUUAAACUAGUAAGUAAUCAGAUUAAAGGGGUUAUGUUUCAAAUUGGAGGUAUGGACAGUGGUCCGGCAUUCGAUUGCAAGUAAACAGCGAUAUAUCUCCUUUACCCUUUUCACUGGGAGUAAGGACACUAGAAACACACAGCAAUAUGCCAGUUGACCUGAAUGGGUAUUGGAAAAUGAUCUCUAAUGACAACUUCGAAGAGUACUUGAAAGCCCUCGAUGUAAAUGUUGCCAUUAGGAAAAUUGCCACUUUGUUGAAGCCCGACAAAGACAUCAGUGUUGAUGGUGAUCACAUGGUCAUCAAGACCCUCAGUACCUUUAAGAACUACAACAUGGAUUUCCAUGUUGGCAAGGAGUUUGAGGAGGAUCUGUCAGGGGUGGAUGACAGAAAAUGCAUGACCACUAUCUCAUGGGAGGGGGACAAGCUGGUGUGUGUUCAGAAGGGAGAGAAGGAGGGCCGAGGCUGGACCCAUUGGGUGGAGGGAGAUAGGCUUUAUUGGAGCUGAGAGCAUGUGGAGCUGUGUGCAAACAGGUCUUCGAGAAAACUUAAACCAGCCCUGGAACAACAGAACGGUACCCCUUACCUGAGAGUGCAGAGAGACACGGACACGACCCCCAACCUGAGAGUGCAGAGAGACACGGACACGACCCCCAACCUGAGAGUGCAGAGAGACACGGACACGACCCCCAACCUGAGAGUGAAGAGAGACACGGACACGACCCCCAACCUGAGAGUGAAGAGAGACACGGACACGACCCAAGCCUGUGACAGAGAACCACCUAUUGUACACAUCCGUCCAUCAAUCCAUCCUUUCAUUCAUCCUUCCUUAUUUCAUUCCAUCCUUUCACAUUUCAUUCCAUCAAGACUGUUGCCUUGCCCCACCAAAGUCAAACUAUCCACAACAGGGGUGAGCUUCCUAACAAAAAGGAAAACGGUUUAUUAUUAACCUCCAAAUGACCUUCAAUGCCAUGCAACACUCCUUCCGUGGUCUCCAACUGCUCUUAAACGCUAGUAAAAACAAAUGCAUGCUUUUCAACCGUUCGCU
This is a messenger RNA of Salvelinus sp. IW2-2015, 1161 nucleotides long. Lineage: Eukaryota; Metazoa; Chordata; Actinopteri; Salmoniformes; Salmonidae. The record is from RefSeq and is a predicted model, not a curated record.